AUGACGUCCCCACCACCCGACCCACUGCACCUCCCCAACGAGGUCCUCGCCGCCAUAGUCGACGCCGCAGCCGCCGACCAGCCAACACUCGCGGCCCUCAUGCGCGUGUGCAAGGUGACGUACACGCUCGCCGCGCCGCGCCUCUACCACGACCUGUCCAUCACGGACCGUAACCUGCCGAGCGUGUUCACCGGCCUGCUCGACGGCGCAGGCGGCGAGUGGUCGUCCCAGUCGUCGAGGGAAGCGUCCCCUGAGCUCCUCGUGGAACAAUACCCCUCGCUCGAGAGCGACAAGCGCAAGCGCGCCCUCCUCGCCCAUACGACCGCCCUCCGCGUCCUCGGCGUGCCCGACCCCGACCCAAAGCGCCUCGUCCCUUGCCCCAUCAACAGAGGCGUGUUCCCCGCCAUCCGGACGGUCGUGGUAUCGACGCUUAUCCCUUACCACACCAAGCGGCCAAAGGUGGCCUAG
Messenger RNA from Vanrija pseudolonga, 468 nucleotides. RefSeq lists its product as uncharacterized. NCBI's taxonomy places the organism in Eukaryota, Fungi, Basidiomycota, Tremellomycetes, Trichosporonales, Trichosporonaceae. The record is from RefSeq and is a predicted model, not a curated record. Bases 1 to 468 code for a protein of 155 amino acids. The transcript has a single exon.